GCGGUGUUUCGCUCGGGUGGAUGCUGAGAGAGACGCCCGCGAGAGGACGAGCAGGUCGCACGGAUGUAAGAGACGGUGAUGCUUACUUCAAACUCACCACGGGAUGGGUCUCUCUUUCAAAGCCGCCACCAAAUGAGCCGUAAGAGGAAUUGCGCGGAAGAGAAAAAGACGCGAACGGGAUUAAAAUAAGAACACAAGGUAAGAAGAAAAAUAGAGGAACCUGCAAAUAACUUAUAGAGAGAGAAUAUUCACGAAGACGCGCGUGGACGAUUUAUUGGAGAACAGAGCUUUUUCUAAAUCAGUAUGCAUAACUUAAGCUUUGCAAGCGAAGUGGACACUUACAUUGACAUUGGUUUAACAUCCUCUGGGAAUUCUACAAGUCGCUAUUCUCCGACAACCAUUAUAGGGCUCGCGGGGCUGGUGAGCUUCCUCAUCUUGUUUACAAUAGUGGGGAAUGUGCUGGUCGUUAUCGCCGUUUUAACGAGCAGAGCGCUCAAGCCACCACAAAACCUUUUUCUUGUGUCUCUGGCCAGUGCGGACAUUCUGGUGGCCACCUUGAUAAUCCCUUUCUCUCUGGCCAAUGAAUUAAUGGGCUACUGGUUUUUUGGGAAAGUUUGGUGUGAUAUUUAUCUGGCGCUAGAUGUUCUUUUCUGCACAUCUUCUAUUGUUCACCUGUGUGCCAUAAGUCUGGACAGGUACUGGUCUGUAACACAGGCGGUCGAGUAUAACUUGAAGCGGACACCUCGCAGAGUAAAGGGCAUGAUUGUGGUGGUAUGGUUGAUCGCCGCUGUAAUCUCCUUCCCACCGCUCAUCUCCAUGGACCGGAAUAACGAGGGUGACAGCAGCGAACCACAAUGCCAGCUGAACGACCACACGUGGUACAUCCUGUACUCCAGCAUCGGGUCGUUCUUUGCCCCAUGUGUCAUCAUGAUCCUUGUUUACAUCCGAAUCUACCAGGUGGCUAAGACAAGAACCCGUAAUAUGUCUGAAAAGCGUCGCGAUCCGGAUGGAGGAUCAGGAACACCACGGCUGGAGAACGGCUUGAGCCGUGAGGAUUCUAGGCGGGAAAACGGGCACUGUGCCUCGCCGCCACCAGGGGAACGCAAACCAGGCGAGGAUGACCCAGAUGCUGAGCUGGAGGACAGCAGCUCUUCUGAUGAGAAGGCCAAGCGGACGCAAAAUGAGACGGCGCCCUCACGAAAAGACCGCCGGUCCAGCCGCAAGAACAGCUCCAGCUCCAAGCAUUCCAGCCGGAAGUCUCGAGCCAGCAGCAAGUCCCUGGACUUGUUUUCAUCCCGUAGAAAAAGGAGGAACACCAUUUCGAGAAAAAAAAUUUCCCAGGCACGAGAGAAGCGGUUCACCUUUGUGCUGGCCGUAGUCAUGGGGGUGUUUGUGGUCUGCUGGUUUCCGUUCUUCUUCAGCUACAGCCUGUAUGGGAUCUGUCGGGAGCCCUGUGCCAUCCAUGACACCCUGUUCAAGUUUUUCUUCUGGAUCGGUUACUGCAACAGCUCCCUCAAUCCCGUCAUCUACACCAUCUUCAACCAGGACUUCCGGCGAGCUUUUCAGAAGAUCCUAUGCAAGUCCUGGAAGAGGUCUUUUUAGAGAACAUUGGCAGCUAGUUUGCAGCAUCCAGUGCCAUUCACAGGUGGUUGACAAGGAAGGGACGUUUUCAAAAACACCACUGCCUCUCUCUCUUUGCAUUGACAAUCUGUACACAACAAUGACAUUGAUAUUUUUUUUCCUACUUUGUUGUGUAAUGCUCUUCAUGAGUCUGUGAGGACAACAGAUGCUGGUCACAUAGGUGGUACCAAAAGCUAAAGAUGUUUAAAAAAACCCCACCUGAAUUGGGAAGCACUGCACUGCAUUAGAGGAAACAGGCUUAUCUUUAUUAUGGCUGCAGGCACUCUGAAGUUAUCAAGAGAUAUUUUUAUGAUGAGUUUGCACAUAUGGCUUGUGUCAUUGUGACUAGAGAGCUAUGUAACAUGAAAGGCUGUCUCCUUUUAUAUGGUCACAAAAAAGUCAAACAAGAGAAGUGAAUUACCAAAAAGUGUGCUGUUUCUUUCUAGCUGAGAGAUACAAAACGGACACUGUUGGUUAGGCAGUAUGAGAAGGUUGUCACCGGAUGACAAAUGGACGAAGAGUGUUGCCCUGAUGUGCUUGGGUAUUGCAUAGUUCGUCCUAAGGGUGCAAAGUCCUGACUGGACAGAGCUCUAUUACAAACUGUUCUUAACUGUCCUUACUGCUGCUCUCUAACAUGCCAUAAAAAGUAUACAGGAGAGGUAUAUACUGGACUAGAGUUAAGAGAAACUGUAAGUGGUUUUGCGGUGAUGAUGAUAAAUAAUGAUGCAUUUAUUUAUUUAAAGGAUUUAUUUAUCAGAUUAUAAACUAUUUAAGCUUUGUGGCUAUGCUUGUACAGUGUAUCCCAUUUGUUCAAAAUAUCAUAGUGAUAUAAUGCAAAUAUAAUAUUUAAGGCUGUUGUAAAUUUUUAAAAGCAAAACAACUUUUUUUGGUUGUUUUUGUAUAUUAUGAAACAUCUGUCUUUAUGGAUGUUGGGCUUCUCUCCUUUUCUAUUCCAUAUACUUGUGAUAUCUCCAAAAUGACUGACAGGUCACUACAAGCACAGCUGAUGAUCAAACAAAA
Onychostoma macrolepis is the source of this 2640-nucleotide messenger RNA. RefSeq names its product adrenoceptor alpha 2C (gene adra2c). Gene Ontology annotation, cellular component: membrane. NCBI's taxonomy places the organism in Eukaryota, Metazoa, Chordata, Actinopteri, Cypriniformes, Cyprinidae. Gene Ontology annotation, biological process: platelet activation; regulation of vasoconstriction; regulation of smooth muscle contraction. Bases 304 to 1602 code for a protein of 432 amino acids. The record is from RefSeq and is a predicted model, not a curated record. Gene Ontology annotation, molecular function: alpha2-adrenergic receptor activity. The transcript has a single exon.